GAUGUUUGCUUUUCCUUUCACUCUCUGUGAAGAACCUGAAGGUGAAGGUUUUCCAGAUUCCUGCACGACCUCCAAACUGCUUCACAGGACUGGUAACAUGGAGAAGGCUCAGGAACCUCCACCUUCAGCCACUGCUCCUCCUCUAGAUGCAGGAGCCUCUCUACCUCAGGUUGUCAUACAACAUGCUCCAGUCCUGCAGGCUUCCCAAUACACGGUCCAAACUCAGGUCACACAACUUGGUGUGAACCAGAUGGUGGUGAUACCGCAGAGCUUACCAAGAGACUGCCCUGGACAGAUGCGUUGUCCUCACUGCAACAUGACUGUAACGACGCAAAUCUCAUACAAGAAUGGUUGGAUGACCUGGUUGAUUGUUUUGACGCUGUUUUUGUUUUUGUUCUGGCCUUGUUUCAUAAUCCCCUUCUUUGUGGAUUCUUGCAAAGACGUGGUGCAUUCCUGUCCCAUCUGUAACAACGUCAUCCACAUUCAUAAGUUAGGAGGCUAGUAAUUUUUAGGAGACAGACAAAUCUCUCUUGUGCUCACAUCAGUUAUAAUAUUGAAAAAUACAUUACUCUUACAUGAGCAUAAUGAGCUGUGAUUAUACUCCUUAAUCUGUUUUUUUAUAUAUAUAUUUAAAGGGGCUUCAUUUAAUAUUUGUGCUUUCAGAUAUUAAAAAAAAUACUUAAAAUUAUCAGCAGAACAUUGAGAAUAAGUAGCUCUGAAGUUCUACCAAAUAUACUAAUGCAUUGGAUUGUGCAGAUAUGAACUGAAUCUACUCACACUGAUGACUCAGGGUCUUAUGUGUCCACUAGAGGGAGUAGUGAGUCACUCUGCUGGUUUCCCAUGAGGCCUUUGAGCAAAGUGUCAGAUAGUGAACAAGAGGAGACCUGCCAAGAAGCAACUUAGAAGAAAGUGACAAAAUGAUCAAAAGUUAGAAGCACUGUUGUUGUUUUCCCCACUGGACACAGCUGUAAAUGAAAAGAAUGGAGUUUGAUGCUGAAAAUUGCAGCAUUUCUUCUACAUGGGUGAGUUUGAUUGUGAUGCUCAUGAAGGUGUACAUAUAUCAUCCAUCCAUCCAUCCAUCCAUCCAUCCAUCCAUCCAUCCAUCCAUCCAUCCAUCCCAAUACAAACUGUAUAGAAAACAGAGGUGGAAAACAAUGCACUCCAUACUUCAUUCAGUGAGUGUAAGUGUGUGUGCAUAGUGUUGAUUCAUUGGUGGUUCUGGUAGUCCUAAGUAUGUUCUGGUCUGUUCUGGACUUCCCUCUGAUGUUGAGAGUUUGGAGUAUUAAUACUACAUAUUGCCCCUUUACUAUGUUUGGGUGUUGCAGAAGGCAUUUGGGUACAUUGUAGUUUCUAAUAACAGUUACAAAACUGUAACUUCUACCAUGAAUAAACUGUUUAACGGAGUGAUAUUUUGCAUUUUUUAAUGGAAUUAUGCAUUUUAAAAAAUUUCCCUGUAGUCUACAUAAACUGUAAAUGCUAUGCUUGGGUCUGAAUUCUUCAUUAAUUCAACUCCACAGGUCCAUCUU
Messenger RNA from Sphaeramia orbicularis (orbiculate cardinalfish), 1526 nucleotides. Its product is annotated as lipopolysaccharide-induced tumor necrosis factor-alpha factor homolog. NCBI's taxonomy places the organism in Eukaryota, Metazoa, Chordata, Actinopteri, Kurtiformes, Apogonidae. The coding region runs from base 2 to 502 and encodes 166 amino acids. Gene Ontology annotation, cellular component: nucleus; cytoplasmic side of late endosome membrane; cytoplasmic side of lysosomal membrane. The record is from RefSeq and is a predicted model, not a curated record. Gene Ontology annotation, molecular function: zinc ion binding. The transcript has 5 exons.